GACUUGUCUGCCACUUGACUUCAUGGUUGGCUGGAACACCCAACAGUCCAGGAAUCUCACGGCGAAGUCCAGAAGCUCCAAAAAGCGGCAGGCGGGGUGUGCAUCAUCUUGUGGCCAAAGCUCACAGCUCCUCCCCGCCUCGUUACCGUAACUUACGAACGAGAACAUCCACAUCGUCCCUGUUGUAGAUGCUGCCACCCUUACAGCACACCUCUACUCGGCCGAUUUUACGACCGUCGACGCGCUCCUUACAUAAUGAGACGUUAACAUCCAGUCGGCCCGUGACGCCCGCCACGCCCACCGCCUCCCUGCAAACCGCCGAAAAUGCCUCGGAUAAUCUUCACAACCGCGCCUUUGACACGCUACUAUACUGUGAUGAGUUGCACACACAACAGUGCAGUUGCUGUAUCUGUGCGCUGGAAACGCUAGGGUGAUGUCACAGCCCUAGCGGAAGCAGAUGAUGGUAUCGCGUAUAG
Molecule: messenger RNA, 476 nt
Organism: Dothidotthia symphoricarpi CBS 119687
Lineage: Eukaryota; Fungi; Ascomycota; Dothideomycetes; Pleosporales; Dothidotthiaceae
Exons: 1
Coding region: 189-434 (81 amino acids)
Source: RefSeq, a predicted model, not a curated record